AUGGGGCUGAGGCUUCUCCCACUGUUGCUGCUCUGGACACAGGGGACCCAGGGGUCCAAGCUGGACCCCAGUGGGCGGCAUGUCUGCAAAGCCAGCAGCCCCUCUGCUGAGCUCCAGUGCUGCCAAGGCUGGAGGCAGAAAGAUCAAGAAUGCACUGUCCCCAUCUGUGAGGGGGUAGAUGCCUGCCAGGAAGAUGAAGUAUGUGUGAAACCAGGCCUCUGUCGAUGCAAACCUGGAUUCUUCGGGGCCCAGUGCAACUCCCGCUGCCCGGGACAGUACUGGGGCCCCGAUUGCCGUGAGAUCUGUGCGUGCCACCCACACGGCCAGUGCGAGCCGGCCACGGGCGUGUGCCACUGCCUAGCGGACCGCUGGGGCGGCCGAUGCGAGUUCGCGUGCGCCUGCGGCCCCCACGGGCGUUGCGACCCCGCGACGGGCGCGUGCCGCUGCGAGCCCGGCUGGUGGUCGUCCACUUGCCGCCGUCCGUGCCAGUGCAACCCGGCGGCGGCGCGCUGCGAUCCAACCGACGGCUCCUGCCGCUGCGAGCCGGGCUGGUGGGGCCGCCGCUGCAGCUUCCGCUGCGCCUGCCACGGCUCGCCGUGCGCGCAGGAAACGGGCCGCUGCGCCUGCCGGCCGGGGUGGUGGAGCCCCGACUGCCGGCAGCGGUGCGAGUGCGUGCGCGGCCGCUGCAGCCCCGCCUCCGGCCAGUGCGCCUGCCCGCCCGGCUUCCGCGGCGCGCGCUGCGAGCUGCCCUGCCGCGCCGGCAGCUACGGGCCUCACUGCCGCGACAGCUGUGGCCACUGCAGGCAGAAGGAGCCGUGCUCUGCAGACACAGGCAACUGUGCGUCCUGUGAGGCGGGCUGGAACGGGACCCAGUGCCACCAGCCCUGCCCGCCUGGCACCUUUGGCGAGAGCUGCAGGGAGCUGUGCCCCCACUGCCGGCUUGGGGAGGCCUGUCAGCCAGACACCGGGCACUGUCAGCGCUGUGACCCUGGGCGGCUAGGGCCCAGGUGUGAAGAGCCCUGCCCGACCGGCACCUUCGGGGAGGGCUGUAGCUCUACCUGCCCCACCUGUGUUCAGGGGACCUGUGAUGCUGUGACUGGGGAAUGUGUCUGCAACGCUGGCUACUGGGGACCCAGCUGCAACACAUCAUGCCCACCUGGCUUCCAUGGUAACAACUGCUCGGAUCCCUGUGAAUGCCCAGAGGGACCCUGCACCCCUAUCUCUGGGGCCUGCCAGCUGGGGCCUCGCAGUCAGGAUGCGGCCCUCAUUGCAGGCAUCCUUGUACCUCUGCUGCUACUCCUCCUGGGCAUCAUCUUCUGUGUCUGCUGCUGCCGGGCUGCUCGGUUGGACCCCAAGGACAGGGCAGCAAGUGAUGGAGCUGCUGUGUCUAGGAUGAAGCUGCAGGUCUGGGGGGCACUGAGCAGCCUGGGCUCGGUGCUACCCUGUGGUUCCUUCAGCAGCCACAAGCUUCCCUGGGUAACAGUCUCGCACCACGACCCGGAGAUCCCCUUCAACCACAGCUUCAUCGAGCCGCCCUCUGCGGGCUGGGCCUCAGACGACUCCUUCUCUUCUGAUCCUGAGUCUGGAGAGGAUGAGAGCCCGGCCUACUGUGUGCCACCCCAAGAAGGGAUGGUCACUGUGGCCCACGGAGAGUUUCCAGAGGCCAGCCUGGCUGGAGGUCCCAUCCCUCCCCCUGAGGACGCCUCCACACCAUUCCCCAUCCCACGCACUUCCAGUCUCGCACGGGCCAAGCGGCCAUCAGUCUCCUUUGCCGAAGGCACCAAGUUUGCACCACAGAGUCGCCGAAGCUCAGGGGAGAUCUCCAGUCCUCUCCGAAAGCCCAAGAGGCUCUCCCGGGGGGCUCAGCUGGGUCCUGAAAGCCAGGAGGCUGAGGAGUCCGUGGGCUCAGAGAGAGCAGAAAUGGAUGACACCCUUCCUGGUGCUGCCAGCCCCAGGGAUUCAGCCACUGGCCGCCGCCGGCUCCCCCUUGGUGGCCGGACAGUGGCUGAGCGUGUAGAAGCCAUUGAGGGCACUGUCUUGGAGGGCUCAGGCUCUGUGACCACAAUCUACAUGCUGGCAGGGACACCCCAGUUACCUGAGGGCCCCGUCCGGUCUGUUCUCCGCCGUUUUGGUAGCUUCCAGAAAGGCCAGGCAGAGCCCAAGGUCAAGAGUGCCAUCCCUAAGCCUCCACGCCGGGCCCUUAGUCGAAAUAAGGGCAGCCCUGGGCUGGCCUCUGGCUCUGCCAGUCAGAGCCCCAGCUUAGCCCCGAAUGAUGAGCUCACUAGGCCCUUGGAGUCUGCAGGAACUGGGCCAGAGGAAGUGGCCAGGGGGCUAGGGGAUGGCACCAAGAGCUCAGGGAGGGCCCAGGAGCUGGCCCCUGAGGGUGGUCCCCAAGAACAGGAUCCCCAGAAGCUGGCUGAUGGGGAAGGGCAAGAGGAGCCCCAGUAUGAGAAUGUUGCACCCAUCUCUGGGCCACCAGCACCCUAAGAACCUUGAAUUUGGAGAGUUAGAAGAC
This is a messenger RNA of Odobenus rosmarus divergens (Pacific walrus), 2515 nucleotides long. RefSeq names its product scavenger receptor class F, member 1 (gene SCARF1). Gene Ontology annotation, molecular function: scavenger receptor activity. The record is from RefSeq and is a predicted model, not a curated record. The transcript is spliced from 11 exons. Bases 1 to 2487 code for a protein of 828 amino acids. Lineage: Eukaryota; Metazoa; Chordata; Mammalia; Carnivora; Odobenidae.